Molecule: messenger RNA, 381 nt
Organism: Parnassius apollo (apollo)
Lineage: Eukaryota; Metazoa; Arthropoda; Insecta; Lepidoptera; Papilionidae
Source: the annotation of a GenBank genome assembly
AUGCAUCUAAGUUCAGUGCGCGUGGCGUUGGCGGCUGUUUUGGCGCUGGUGCUCGGCUUGGCGGUAGCUUCGCCUUCCCCUCCUCACCACGUGGCGCGCCGCUCCUUCUUCAAACUCCAGUGCAAAGGCAUCUACGACGCCUCUAUCUUCGCCCGGCUCGAUCGCAUUUGCGACGACUGCUAUAACCUCUUCAGGGACCCCUCGCUGUACAAUCUCUGCAGGAAAGACUGUUUCACGACUGACUACUUCAAGGGCUGCGUGGAAGGAUUUAGGCAGGAAUGUUUCCAAUCGAAGCACUUCAUGGGUUGUGUGGAGGCACUGUUGCUCUUAGACGAGAAGGAAGAAAUAGAACAAAUGGUCGAUUACCUCGGGAAACGCUAA